Messenger RNA from Drosophila sulfurigaster albostrigata, 2532 nucleotides. RefSeq names its product protein LSM14 homolog B-A (gene tral). The transcript has 7 exons. Gene Ontology annotation, molecular function: mRNA binding. Gene Ontology annotation, cellular component: P-body. The record is from RefSeq and is a predicted model, not a curated record. Gene Ontology annotation, biological process: cytoplasmic stress granule assembly; P-body assembly. NCBI's taxonomy places the organism in Eukaryota, Metazoa, Arthropoda, Insecta, Diptera, Drosophilidae. Bases 447 to 2447 code for a protein of 666 amino acids.
CGACGGGUAGGUUUUUGCAGACGGAAGGUGAAAAUUUUCCACAUUACGAAUUGCAAAAAUUGUACAUUUUAACUAAUUUAUUCUUUUGGUUCAAUUAAUUGUUCGAAUUGUGCAUAAAACUGAACACAUUAGAAAGCUGUCAAUUGAAAGUAAAAAAGCCGACAUUUUGAAUUGGAAACUUGGAAAGUUAUUGCGUGCUUGCUGCUCUUGUCAACGUCGAAAGGUUGAAACUGCAGGCAGCAGCAGCAGGCAACUCAACUCGCUCGUCAAACGGGGCAACGUCGCGCUCGUUAUAAUUGUUUGCUUUACUUCAUUAUUUCUACGAUUCGUCGACGAUUUUUGUCGGCCGUACGUUCGCAAGAGAAACAGUUCUUUUUAAUUUCAUACGAAGACUUUGUUGGUGAUUUAUAAUCGAGAAUUAAUACGUGCGAUUGAAAAUCAAAAAGAUGAGUGGCGGAUUACCGGAGUUGGGCUCCAAAAUCAGCCUAAUUUCGAAAGCUGACAUCAGAUAUGAAGGCCGCUUGUAUACGGUAGACCCUCAGGAGUGUACCAUCGCUUUGUCGAGUGUGCGCUCCUUUGGCACCGAAGAUCGUGACACUCAGUUUCAAAUAGCGCCGCAAUCGCAGAUCUAUGAUUAUAUUCUAUUUCGGGGCUCCGACAUCAAAGAUAUUCGCGUUGUCAACAAUCAUACGCUGCCGCACCACAAUGACCCGGCUAUUAUGCAAGCACAGUUGCAGAAUGGUCCCCAGGUGAUGCCCCAACAUUUCCCCAUGAACGCACCACAGCAACAACAGCAGCAGCAACAACAACAACAGCAUGCGACUCCAUCCAUGGGUGGCAACAAUAGCGGCGCAUCGGGCGGAGCACCGGGCAAUGCCUUUGGCAACGGUGGCAACCCCUUCGGCGCAUUGGGAGCUCCAAGUCUCGGCCCCGGAUCGUUGGCGCCUGGCGCUGGAGCACCUGGCAAUGGGGGUGGACCCUUCAUGAACAUAGGCGGUAAUCAGCAGCAACAGAAGCCUCAGCAGCAGAAACAACCAAUUUCCGUUUUAGAUAUGCUGGCGAGCGCAUCGCGUUCAACAACACCCAUUAGCCUGAUUAUCAGUCCCACGGCCGAUAUGACCCAGCAGCACAACCAGCAACAGCAGCUGCAUCAACAGCAGCAGAAUUCAUUGCAAGGUCUUGGUGGUGGUAACAAUGCGCGCGAUGCCGGACAUAAGCGCCAAAACCACCAGCAGCAGCAACAGAAUCAACAGCAGCAGCGAUCUGGCCCGAAUAUGCAACAGCAGAGGAACAACCAUAACAAUAACGAUUUCUACAAUCACGCCCAUCCACAACAGCAGCAGCAACAACAUCAACAGCAGCAGCAGCGUGAUCGCCGUGAUUCAGGCCGUCAAUUGGAUAAUAAUUACAACAAUUACAACAACAACAAUCAACAGCGUAAUCGCGGUGCAGUCGGAGGUGGCAAUGCCAUGCAACAGCAGCGCGGCGGAGGAGGAGGAGGCAAUGGUGCAUGGAAUAUGCAUCGUGGCGGCCCACAGAAUUCCAACAAUAUGAUGAUGCGCGGCAAUCGCGGCAUGGGGGCACGUGGCCCAGCGCGACCCAAUCAGCAAUUUCAGGGCUAUCGUAUGCAGACAACUAACCAGAACAGGCCUCGCAAUAAGAUUAAGUUUGAGGGUGACUUUGAUUUCGAGCAGGCAAACAACAAGUUCGAAGAACUGCGUUCGCAAUUGGCGAAACUCAAGGUGGGUGAUGAGGCCAAUAACAAAACCACAGCUACUACAACAGCUACGUCUGCAACAUCAACAACAACAACUACUACAACUACCACUACUGAUCAGUUGAAUGGAGAGACUGACAAGAAGGAUGAUUCGGGCAAUGAGACUGGCGCUGGUGAGCACGAGCCUGAGGAUGAGGAUGUGCAUGUGGGCUAUGAUGCGACCAAAUCAUUCUUUGACAACAUCUCAUGCGAAGCUGCCCAGGAUCGCAGCAAGAACAAGAAGAGCGACUGGCGUCAGGAGCGCAAAUUGAAUACUGAAACGUUUGGCGCUUCGUCGACUCGUCGUGGCAGCUACCGAGGGCGCAACCAUUACUACAACAAUGGCAACUCAAUGGGCGGCGGUGCCGGUAACGGUGGCAUGAACUCUGGCUAUGGCGGCGCACCUGGCUAUAAUCGCAACAACUAUCGCAUGGGCGGAGGCGGCGGAAAUUACCGCAACCGUAGCAACAAUCGUAAUAAUAAUAAUGGCGGUGGCAAUCCACGUCAGAAUACCAAUGUUACCAAUGGGAACGGUAGUUCAGCUGCUGCUCUUAAGGCGGCCAACAAUGCAGCAGGAGGUGCCGCAGGUACCGGCAACACGGACACCACGGGAUCCAAUGUCGCAACAACGAAGACGGCAGCAACUACGCAUACGGAGCAGACGCAACAAGUGGCGGCAGUUUCUCAAUAAUGUCGCACAAGUGGAAAUUCCUUGCCCCAACUUUACAAAAUAAUUACUGUCCUACUCAAAAAAAAUGAAAAAAAAACAAAAACAA